AUGAAGCGAACAUUUUUGCAGUUAAAGUCGGCAAUGAAAUGUUUAAGUUUAGAAAGUGAAAGAGAAUCUGCUCUCCAAAACUCAAUAUUUACGUCAAAUGAUAAUAAUUGCUUUUGUUUAACCUUCACUUUGUUUGCUUUGAAAAGAUUAUUGAUGGCUUUUGCCUCUAUGCGCAUCUGCCUUCAAACAAAAUUAAAAGAAACAGAUUCAAGACUUGAUUCAGAGUGA
Messenger RNA from Clunio marinus, 228 nucleotides. The record is from the annotation of a GenBank genome assembly. Lineage: Eukaryota; Metazoa; Arthropoda; Insecta; Diptera; Chironomidae.